AUCGUUUCAGUCAUUCGAGUAAGACGGUUGUCUUGUGUGUUGCUGAUUCUACGAUCAUUCUCUAUCGCGCAGCGAUCGCUGGUCUAGCGAAUAUUUCGUCGUGGAGAAGUAAAAUUACGGCCGUCAAGAUUUUACGAAGAAAGAAGUAUGAGUAUUAAUUCCAAUCUACCAUUAAGCAAUUGUGAUAGUAGUAAAAAAGGCAUAAUAAUGCCAAGUCUAAUAUCGAGCAAUUGCGAAAUGUCGAGUAAAUGUAUGGACGAGAGUUUGGAAGAAGGCAGUAGACUUCAACAACAUUACUGUAUAACACUGGGUGUGGGGCCUCUGUGGUGGUCCGAUGUGCCCCAUGCCGCAUUGUCUGUAUCUACAGUCAACACAGAGAGCCGCGGCGUGGGGAUCAAGCAGAGUCAGCUCUCUGUGAGCUCCCACAUUGUACAAGAGGAUGAAUUAUUAAAAGCCGUGCGAAAUAGCGAAUCAUUACGCCUGACCUUCACCCUUCACUUGACGGAAAGCACAUCCGUUGAGUGGGAAACAGUAGUAUGGCGUCGUUGUCUGUACAUUCGCGUACCAAGUUGUCUUUUACCCGAAGGAUCGAAAGAAGGCUUUGUUUCGCUCUUGGAAUAUGCCGAAGAAACGCUACGAUGUACCAAUAUCAUUGUUUGUCUGCGUAAGGACAGAACAGAUCGAGCAAUGCUGGUUCGUACCUUCAUGUUUUUGGGCUUCACUGUUCUACCGCCGACUCACGCCUUGGUACCACCAGGCAGUGAUGCCGGCAAUCUCUACAUGCUCUAUGCCAUCGAGUAAUCAACCAACAGCUUGGCUUCUCUCUAAAAUUUAACGCGCAGGAGUAAAUAUCGAACAAACAUCUUGUUAAGUUUCGAUACGAUAGAAUGAAAGCAAGCUUCAUCUUUGUUUUUCGUUUCUUGAUAUCUGUCGUAUCCAGUGGAUUUUAUUUAUAAUAUUAAACACAGCGGAACGUUGAUCCAAGUUUUCACUGUUGAUGGGGUAACCAGAAGACGAGUUAUUGUAUUGAAACUUUAAUUUCUCGGAAGUGUGGGAACGGUAUAGUAUGAGAUCAAAAAUAAUAAUUUCAGUACCGUAAACCUUAGCGUUAAAUUUAAGAGAAAUGCGAUUACACGUAACCUACCUACCUACCUACCUACACACACACGCGCGCGCGCGUAUACAUGAAUAUGUAUGGGAUGAAGAGACAGGCAAGAAAACAGAUAAAAAUUAGUAGUUGAGUAUUUGUAGGACACGUACAAACAAGCUAUCGAUGAAUAUACUGAUUCAUUCUCUUGGAUACAAUGAUAAUAAGUCUCUUAAGAGCAUGUAAACUGCUGACGAAGCUUCCCACGCAAAAACAUUUGAUGGCUUCGAAGUUAAAAUUUUACAUAAAACAACGAGCCAUCAAAUUAUAGAAGAAAUUUAUUAUCAAUAAAUCUCAGUGUUAAUUGUGGCAGAUUAAGUAUCACCGCGUCUUAUUUUAUAUUAUUAUAUAUUUUUUUAUCGUGUGUAAGUAUUACUAUCAAUAUCAAUAAUACAUUGUAUAUCUACAUAUGUAUGUAAACUACGUGCUCAUUUACAGUAGCACAGAAACGAGCGCGCAUGCGCGACAGACACGAUCACUGUGAAGAUUCAUGUGGUGGAGAAAAUUACGAUACGCGGCCAGUGAUAAACUAAUUCAUUUAAUCCUGAAUAAUUUUGCUGCUUUUUUUCUUUUUUUGCGUGAUGUAUACAAAUCAAUCACUUUAUACACACAUCACUUUAUAGCACUUUUUCUAACUCAUGAAAAUAAAGCUGAAGUAUUGAAAAUAAUUUCUAAAAGAUACCAUAUGAUAGUUCAAUAUGUUCACGUGCUUCGAACGAAAUAUGUAAAUAAGUAUUAUAAAGUAUUUUAUAGCUGUCAUUUUAAAAAAUCGUUUUCAAAUCUUAUUAACAUGAAAUGAGAAAAAAACGUCAAUUACUUGCCGUUAACGAUUACAAAUGAUUUGAUUCCCAUACACAAAUAAUUGGUAAAAACAUGUUGCUCACUGGCGGCUGAUCGUUAUAGUUGUUAGUAAAUACCUACAUUAAUUUUUCUUUAUUAUGUUUAGAUGUAAGUAAUAAUACCGAUGAUAGCGAGUAUAGUUAUAACAGUUAUAAAACAAUAAUAGUAAUGACGAUCUUUGGUAAUCCUUGAUCAAUUAACAUUGUAGAGAUUUUGCUAAUAAAUAUGUUCUUUAGUGUUGACUUGAUAACAGACGAUAAAUAAAACGAUUGAAAAAAAAAGAAAAAAAUGAAAAAAAUGAAAUAUCAUAAGCAAACAAAAAUACGUUAAUAGCUUAUUAGAAAUUUAGAUAAGUACAGAGCGAUAAACUAUCAUGUCUUAAUGAAAAUAGUUUUGAAUUUGUUUGAAUCUUUUCAGUUCAUAAUAAACGAUUCUAUAGCGUUUUA
This is a messenger RNA of Osmia bicornis bicornis, 2433 nucleotides long. RefSeq names its product ornithine decarboxylase antizyme 1 (gene Oda). Gene Ontology annotation, biological process: positive regulation of protein catabolic process. Gene Ontology annotation, molecular function: ornithine decarboxylase inhibitor activity. Gene Ontology annotation, cellular component: nucleus; cytoplasm. NCBI's taxonomy places the organism in Eukaryota, Metazoa, Arthropoda, Insecta, Hymenoptera, Megachilidae. The record is from RefSeq and is a predicted model, not a curated record.